AUGUUUUCUAGGAAAAUCAAUGAAGACAUCCUCAAACAUGAGGGUCUAGAUCGCGCGCGGGGAGAGCUCGGGGAGGAGUCGGGCCCAGCCCCCCCACAUCGGAUGUCGUGGUGGUGGAAUUACGUCGACUCCGCACACGAGAAAGGGCCGCGCCCCCUCGUCGACGUCUCCUCCCCGUUUAACGCCCUCGACGAAACCCAUCAGACGCGGCGUUUUGGGACUCAAAAACUCGCCUUUGGGCACAUCUCCCUGAACGAGUUCGUCGGGACCUACGAGGAGGUACCCUACACGGAGUCCCACCACACGAGUGAGAUCGUCCGGCUUUGGAUUAUCGGGCUGAACGUCUGGCAUGUAAACCUUUUCUACGCGAAGGCCCAGAACAGCUUCGCGCCGACCGGGCACCCUCGUACGCGGUUUGCCUGGGCGAUUGUCCUUAUUAUGGGAAUCAUUCGCGUGAACCUGGCGGGGCUAAUAGGGGCAGGUGGGUACUUCUACACCUAUGAGUACCUUUACACCCAUGGCCCCUGGCCUUUUCGCAUCGCCGACCCGUCCCCGAACGCGUGGAAGCUGGCGUGGCGAGAGGGCCAGGAGUGCUACCUCGCGCGCGCAGCCGCGAGUGUGUGGCCGGCCCUGGCCUACGCGUUUUACAUGGGACGAUGGAAAAAGUCGCUUUUUUGGUUUACAAUGACGGGGACAAUAGGGAUGUACUACGAGUACUCACGGCGGAAUGUCGCCUCGGGGACGCGGCUGUUUUAUAGCUAUUUGGCCGAUAAGGAGCUCCAGCGGCAGGCCGCGUGGGGGUCCCUCGCGCCCGACCUCCAACACCGCGUGGAUCCUGAUACGAAUCGAAACAACAGCGCUGCGCAGUUUCGAUACCUUCGCAUUACCUCCGGCCACCUGCAGAACACGAUCUGGGAGAACGCCACCCAUGAGAACCUCCCAUUAUGGAGAAGCGGCAAGAAAUACCCGAACCCGUACUUUAACUGGCAAAAAGCCCCACAAAAUUUUCUAGCGAAGCCGUUUAAGGUGAAAAAUGACUUGUGGGAGCUGCCCGAUGUGUUGAGCGCUAAGAUGCGUAGUGGGGCUCAGGAUUGA
Phytomonas sp. Hart1 is the source of this 1095-nucleotide messenger RNA. Lineage: Eukaryota; Euglenozoa; Kinetoplastea; Trypanosomatida; Trypanosomatidae. The record is from the annotation of a GenBank genome assembly.